Pseudovirgaria hyperparasitica is the source of this 1221-nucleotide messenger RNA. RefSeq lists its product as uncharacterized. Gene Ontology annotation, cellular component: Slx1-Slx4 complex. NCBI's taxonomy places the organism in Eukaryota, Fungi, Ascomycota, Dothideomycetes, Acrospermales, Acrospermaceae. The record is from RefSeq and is a predicted model, not a curated record. The transcript has 2 exons. Gene Ontology annotation, molecular function: crossover junction DNA endonuclease activity; 5'-flap endonuclease activity. Gene Ontology annotation, biological process: double-strand break repair via homologous recombination. Bases 1 to 1152 code for a protein of 383 amino acids.
AUGAUGGACAAACCGAUACCUGCAUUCUACUGCUGCUACCUGCUGCGCUCCACCGUCCAGCCAAAAGCCAGUCUGUACAUUGGCUCCACGCCAAACCCGGUCCGUCGCAUUAAACAGCACAAUGGCAUCACCAAGGGGGGAGCGUGGCGCACAGCGUCGGAGAACGGUAAUGGCACAAAGAGACCAUGGGAGAUGUGCUUGCUCGUCACUGGAUUCCCUUCCAAAAUUGCAGCGCUGCAAUUCGAAUGGGCAUGGCAGCAUGCACACAAGACACGUCACAUUGCUGCAGAAGUAAAGAGUCCGUCAAAACAGAGACGACCUGCGGUGACUCUUCCAAAAGGCUUGAAACACUUGAAUCUCCUACUGCGCGCGCAGAGUUUCUCACGAUGGCCACUAACACUUGAGUUCUUCGAUGAGGGAGUGCAUGGUCGAUGGAGGGUUUUUGAUAAGCAGAUUGAGAAGACACUCGGCAAGCCACUAGAUACCAGGAUUGUGGUGCAUUCGAUCGCCGGUCAACCAAGUCUCCCACCAAAGUUGCAAGGACAAUUACCGGAAUCAGCAAGAGGACUGUACGCGUUAAAUGUUGCAUAUGAAGAUGUGAAGGCUCACUAUGAGAAGAGUCUCGACUUGCUCAAUCGCGAUAGACCCCCUCAUUGCGAAGUGUGUCGAACACGCAUCAAUCCAAAAGAAUCUAUGGUCCUAGUCUGCCCUCAAGGAAAAUGCGAGUCAGUUUCGCAUCUUGUAUGUCUUUCAAAACGCUUUCUAGCAGAGAACCCAGAGACCAAUGCACUCAUACCAAAGUCUGGCAAGUGCCCUUUGUGCCAAACCAAGCUGGAGUGGAGAACUCUGGUCCAGGAAUUGACACUACGCGAGAGAGGCGAGAAGGAAAUCAUUCAACUCCUCAAGAAAAAGCGCAAGCGUGUCGUCGAGGAGAUGGAGGCCGACGACGUGUUAGACGAGGGUUUGGACGGAGAGCUUGAUUCCGGAAACGAAGAAGCUGUCGAGGCGCCCGAACCAUUCGUCGCAGGCUCUAUGCUAGGAGACAGUUACGUCCUCAUUUCAUCGGACGAUGACAGCGAGGGCGAUCCAAGCCCUUUGAAGCCAGCAGCACUCAAACGACACAACCUGGGCCACCUAUCACACCCUCCGUGAGGUCAUCACGGCUGUACAAACCGCAGAGGCAACCCCGUCAAGUCUAUACCCUCACAAACCCUGUCAACC